Camelina sativa (false flax) is the source of this 1689-nucleotide messenger RNA. The record is from RefSeq and is a predicted model, not a curated record. NCBI's taxonomy places the organism in Eukaryota, Viridiplantae, Streptophyta, Magnoliopsida, Brassicales, Brassicaceae.
AUGAUGCAAUCGGGUAAUGAGUUGAUGAUGCUUCAAAGGGUUGUGAUCUUGGAUGAACAAAGUUAUGGUCGUUGGAAGGUCCGCAUGGUUCAGUUGAUCCGUAAUCUAGGUGAGGAUGCUUGGACGGCUGUUGAAGAAGGUUGGGAGCCUCCAUAUGAGAAAACCGAAGCUGGUGACAAGAUCACUAAACCUAAGGCACACUGGACAGUGGAAGAAAAGAACUUGUCUAAAUACAAUGCUAGGGCUCUUAAUGCUAUCUUUGGAGCUAUUGAUGAUGAUGAGUUUAAGCAUGUUCAAGGUUGUGAAUCAGCUAAAGAUGCUUGGGACAUUCUGCAGAAGACUCAUGAAGGAAACUCAAGUGUCAAAAGAACAAGAUUAGACCAACUUGCAUCUCAAUUUGAAGUCUUAAGGAUGGAUCCAGAAGAGUCAAUUUCACAGUUUAGUGCAAAAUUGAGUGUUAUUGCUAAUGAAGCAAAGAAUCUUGGUAAGAUCUAUAAAAAUAUCAAGCUGGUUAAGAAAUUAAUUAGAUGUCUACCUUCUAAGUAUGCAGCUCAUAAAGCAGUUAUGAGGGUAUCUGGCAACACGGACACCUUGAAGUUUGAGGAUCUCGUUGGUAUGCUAAAAUCAGAGGAGAUGGAAGUUGCUGAAGAACUGAGAAUUCAUGGACAUGGACGAGGGUUAGCUCGCUGGAAUCAAAGUGCUACAGAGAGGUCUGGUUCUAGGCCAAAUAUAUCUGAGAAAGAAAAAGCUGAUCGGAGAAAAGAGAUUCAAUGUCUUGAAUGUGCUGGUUUUGGUCAUUACAAGCUUGAGUGUCCAAUGGUUAAGCGCAAGGAGAUGAAGUGCUUUGAAUGUAAAGGGAUUGGACAUUUAAAAUCUAAAUGUCCAAACAUGGUGAAAAGAAAUAAUAAGGCAUAUGUUAGCUUUAGUGAUUCAGAAUCAGAGAGUGAUGGAGAUGAAAAAGAAGGAGGAAUGCUGAAUCUUUUUGCAUAUAGUGCUAAGAGUGAUGACAUAGCUGAUGAAAGCUCAGAUGAUGAUGGUGAAGAGUCGAUUUCAAAAGAGAGCUACUGUGUUUUGUAUGACAAUUGGGUUCAGUUGUGUAAUGAAAAGUUGUUUCUUAUCAAGGAAAAACUGAAAUUGGAAGCCAAAGUCAAUAUGUUAGAAGAAAGGAAGCCUGAAGUAUUGAUUGGUGAGGAACUUCCUCCUGCUGAAAAGGAGUUGUUUGAAAAGAAGCUAAGAAAUCUGCAAGAUUUGUAUGGUUUGGAGAAGGAAAGAUCGACAAGCUUAGAAAGAGAGUUGAAUGAGAAUCACAAGAAAAUCAGAAUGUUAAACAAUGGUGGAAAAAAACUGGAUGAGAUUUUGUCAAUGGGAAUUGUAGGGUCUCAGCAUAGAGGUCUAGGUUACCACAAAGAGGAGACUGUUGAGCUGUUGUCUCGUGAUAAAUCAGUGAGUUUUGUUAAGAGCAAUGCAAAUCAUGAAACGGAGUCAAGUAUUCUGGAAAAAGGUGUACAACAGAAGGAAAUUGAGGAGAUCAACCUAUGUUGCAAUUUCUCGAAGAUAAUCAAUGAAGACAAUGUUGGGGUUGAACCUGAGGUUCUACAGAAGCGUGUUGCAGAACAACAUGUACAAGAAAAAGUCACAACUAAAUCAACUGGAUCCAAUAGUGCUGAUUGGAAUGAUGAAUCGCCAUGA